UGGCUUUAAAAGUAAAAAAAAAAGGUGGCACUAGUUUCCAACUACAAAUUGAUUGCAAUAAAUACAGUUAUAUGGUUAUAAACUAAUUAAUGGGAAUAUUUCUACAUAUGUAGGACAUCGUUACAUUGUUAUGUCAGAGUUAUGUGCUCUCACGUUUAAGAGUCUACAUUUUAUAAAAGGGAUUAAAAGAUAGAUUACUUCAUCCAUUAACAAGUCGUUUAGUUUGAACCCUUCCAUACCAUCUCUAAAUAAAUCAUACCAGGACGAUUUGUUUAUCAAACGCAGAAAAGAAAAGAGAUCGCUCAGGUUAAAUUUAACUAGAAAACAUACGGACUUCAUUGAUCCUUUUUCUUUAAUGGAAUAUUGACCGCAAAACAUGUCAGACGUUUGAAAAAGUUAAAUAUAUUGAGAAAUUUAAAUCAAUAAUAUCACACAUUUGUAAAUCUCCUUUUCUUUAAUAACUUACAAUAUAAAUCUCAUUCAUAUUUCUAUUAAAACAGUUAAAUUUCUCUUUUGAGUCUCAAGUGUACCUAUUAAAAUGUGAUUGUAUAUUAACUGUUUGUGGUUAAACUUAAAAACGGUUAAAAUCUCAUUUUUUUAAUCUAUGCACUUUUGGUCAGUCCUAAUAUUUUGUAUUUUCUUGUUUAGAUCAUUCAUUUUAAAACAAUGAAUAAUAAUAGCGGUGUUGAGCUUACAAUAGAUUUGACUCAAAGUGACUCAGCAAACAAUUUUGAUGUUAGGGAUGAGGUUUAUACUCUAAUGGUUAUUGUCACCAUGGUUAUCAUAGCCAAUAUUCUUUCUUUAGUAGGAACCAUUGGAAGUAUACUAAAUAUAAUAAUUUUAUCUCAUCAUAAAAUGCAGGAUACAACUAAUGUAGUCUUGUUAGCCAUUUCUGUUUGUGACUUAAUUUAUUCAAUUACACAAAUAUCAUUUAAUUUUUCACAAUCGGCAUUUUUGAUUAAUGUGUACAUUUUUAUGUGGGUUUAUGUAAUCCACACACUUAUUUUUGAUACGAUUAAUUAUUUUGCGGCAAUUGUUAGUAUCCAUUUAGUGACUUUAGUUUCUAUAGAAAGAAUGGUCGCUGUUUGUUUUCCUUUUCAUGUCUCAAGAAUAUUUACAUUGUCUCGUAUUAAAGUUAUAAUUGUCGCCAUAGUUUGUUGUAACCUUGUUCUACGAAUCCCUGCUUUGUUUAAAUAUGAGAUGCAAUAUUUUGAAUACAUGAAUGCAACUUUGCCAGGUCUAAAAUAUGGAGAUUUUUAUUAUCAAAAUGUUUACUUUUUUAAUACUUUUUCCACCCUGGCAGCUCAUUUUCUUUUUACUAUACUUCCAUUUUUAGCUAUUUCCAUAUGUACCAGUCUCUCCAUAUUUCAUAUCUCUAUAACAUCUAAAACUAAAGCAACAUUGUCUUCUAUAGAGGCUAUCGCUAAACGUAAAAAGGAAAUGAAAUCUGUGAAGAUAGUUUUAAUUAUUUGUGUGUUAAUUAUGUUUCUUGUUUUAAUUCCACUAAUUGUACAACAAGUGAUCUAUUCAUUUAAUUUGGUUCGAAUACCUCUAAAAUGGUCCAUAAUAGCAUUUUGGCUUGUCAAUCUACUGACGCAGAUCAACUCUUCUUUCAAUUUUCUUAUAUACGUCACCAGUAGUCCGAAAUUUAAAAGUACUUUAAUGACAUGUUUUACAUUCAAAAAGAGAGUUAAACAUUAAACAUUAACCUUUUUUCUGGACAUUUUCUUUUUUGGUUGAUA
Biomphalaria glabrata is the source of this 1742-nucleotide messenger RNA. RefSeq names its product FMRFamide receptor-like. The record is from RefSeq and is a predicted model, not a curated record. The coding region runs from base 667 to 1701 and encodes 344 amino acids. Gene Ontology annotation, cellular component: membrane. The transcript has a single exon. Gene Ontology annotation, molecular function: G protein-coupled receptor activity. Lineage: Eukaryota; Metazoa; Mollusca; Gastropoda; Planorbidae. Gene Ontology annotation, biological process: G protein-coupled receptor signaling pathway.